ACAAAAAGCCAAUGCCUAACCAAACAGAAGAUUGUUUUGGCAAAUGGCGGUCGAAUGCUGCAUUAAAAAUUGCUUUCUCGAAGAUUGCUUUUUGUUGGUUUUCCAUUAAUCAAGAUAUAUUGGAGUUAAAUAAGGUUUUAGACCGUCUUUGUUUACCAUUUAUCAUUUCCUUGGAGAUAAGAAGUAUUUUGUUUUUUUCUCUUGGUUGAUACAUUUUAAAAGAGCAAUGCGGAAGCCCGUAGUUUCUGGCCUAUCAUACCCUUCCAGGAAAUCGUAACUGGAGACUUGGCACACUGCUUUUGAAUAUGGAGAAACUUCUCAGGACUGUGGAGUUCAGUGAAAGAACUUGUAACAUUAAAGAAGAUUCGAAGGAGUUGUCACUCCCUUUAGUGUUGAGAGUAAAAUCACAAUGUUUACUUUCCCACAAGAAAACAUUAGUCGAAGGGGAUGUUAUUACAAUUCAUGGACGAAAAUCGUUGGUGUUUUGAAAGGUAAAGAUAGCAAUGGUAGAAAUGUCAGUUUAUUGACAACUUGCCCCCAUAUAGUUCAGCUCGCCUUGCCAGAAGAGGAGCGAAAAUGUUUUAACUCGUUGAAGGAACUUUGCGAACAAGAAUCUCGUCCGAAAUUUGUGGAAAUUAAAUUAGAGAAAGAAACUGAAUCAGUUCAGAAUGGUGAUCGUUUGAAGGUUUUACUUGUGGAGAGGGGAUCAAAGGGUCCACUUUUUAUGCAUUUCCGAAACGAGAAGGGAAAGCACGUACGUCUUCCUGUAGAAAUCGAAGCAACUUUUACUGCAUGCCCCCCAGACGGGAAGGAAUAUUUCAUCAGUGAGAUUGCCAACAUCAACAAAGCCCCACUUGCUCUUUUCAUACAAUUUGUCCAAACGCCAGAUCAUGGAAAUGACAUGUUUCAUUCACUUGGGAUAAUUGAGAUCACAGAACAAACCACAGUCGAUAUGUUAUUUAUGACCCUUAGAGAUGGUGGUAACUUCUAUUGUUGUGUUUGUGUGACCCCAGAAGAUUUAACUGGUUUUGUUCCAAGAGGAUACAAGGAAGAUGAAUAUGACAAUUUUCGGAAAACAAUCAAAGAAUUUGUAGAUCUUGAAAAAAUUGAGACAGUUCAUGGCAACAGCAAUCCUCAAGAAUCUGAUUAUUUCUUUCUUUUACUUUUUGACAAGGUUUUUGGAAAAAGGAAAUUGAAAGACAAGGGCAAAAGGGUUCAAAGUUUGGCUCUAGAUGUUGAUGAAGAUAAGGAGAAAAAGCGAAGCAGUUUUCUUGCAAUUUUUAAAGAUGAAAAAUCAAAAGAAAAUAGUGAUAAUGAAAAGAAGGAAAAGAAAGAGAAAAAGAAAAAUAAGAAGGAAAAGGGAAAGGAAGCUGUUGUAGAUAAAAAGGAGGAACAAGAAAGUGAAGUUAAAGGUUCAGCUACUGCAGACAAUGAAAACAGCAGUUGCAAAGAUGAAACUAGUAUUGCAUCUGAAAAUGAUGCAGAGUCAACCGAAAUGAAAAUUAAAGUAGACAGUACUGCUGCUGAUACCAGGCUUAAAGAAGAAAAUGAAGCACCAGAUUUGCCUGUUGAAAUGAGCCCAAAACUGAAAAAGAAGGCUAAAGAAGAAAAGAAGAAGUGGAGGUUUGAUUUCAAGUCAAAGAUUUCUGGUAAUGACAAGAAAGAGAAGAAAAACAAGAAGGAAAAUAGUCUGGAUCGCAAUCUGAAACAACAAACAUCUUCUGACAAAUCCAAAUCAGAGCCAUGUAGUCCAAAUGAAGAAUUUGGUGAUGAUGAUUAUGAAUUAGCAGCAGAAUUGGAAACAAUUGCUGCCCAAAAUUUGCCAGCAGAUGAAAACCAUAAAGGUAAAGAGAAAUCGACAACUUUGAUCUCUCGCACCUGGAAGAAAAUGAAAAAGAGGAGAAGAGCCUUUUCAGCAUCAAAUAUGGCAAGCUCUGCAGAUAAAUCAGCUGACAAAACUGGGGAUAAAGGAGAUGUUCCACCGCCCCCCAUGGCUCCUGAUUAUUCUGAUGAUAUUUAUGAACAAAUACCUGGAGAGUUUAUGUCCCAAGAUAUUUAUGAGGAGGCAUACAGAGCAUAUGGUGCCUAUGAGCAGCCAGUGGCAAUUGUAUCUACCACUGAUACAGUUGAUAGUGGGUUUGAUGAGCUUGACCAAAAGGCCCUGGAUACCUUACGCCAGUCAUCUGCACCACCUCCUUUACCAGGGAACCACCCGGUUAUGCAGUCGGCCUCUCGACCCAGACGCGGUUCGAGUGUGAAAAGCAAUAAAGGAACCCGGAUCUCAGUUGAUAGCGAAGGGUUCCGGCGGUUUUAUGAGAGCAUGAGGGCAAGUGAAGCUGUAAUUCGAAGUUGGGGACCUGACGAGAUUGAAAAAGCUUUAAUUGACUUGCAGUUAGGUCACCAUUUUGAUAAAUUCAACGAAUCACAAAUCGACGGAAGUCUUCUUAUUGACCUGGACGAAGCAGUACUGAGAGACCUGGGACUUAGCCUCUUCGAAGCGCGGAAAUUGCGUAAGUUUGUCUUUGGCUGGCGGCCAGACUCAAUGCGUGAUUCUGUGUACCAGCAAAAGUACAGCAAAUCAAGCAAAAACCCAUUUGAAUGGAGUACAGAAAUGGUAGCUGAUAUGAUUAAAAGUGAGCUGGGUAUUCCGGAAUUGGCAAAAUUUUGCCUGGAGAAUCAAGUAAACGGCGAUUUGUUAAAAGACAUUGUUGUUGAUGAAGAAGUGUUGAAUUUUCUUCUGACCGGAAAGGCCAUGAGGCUCAAUGCAGUGAAACUAAAGAACUACGUGUUGGAUGGUUGGAGGCCACCAAAGAAGAAAGAAACGCGCGCUGGAAUACCAGAAUGUGAAAUACCAAGCGGAUCUGACUCAACAUACCAGCCGCUGACACCAACUUCAGUUCAAGGGAACGAGGCUUCAGAUGAAUACGAGGAGCCUUUACUUUUGUCUCCAAGGUCGCAAAAUGAUAACCCUAGAACAGGUAAAGCUGCGAAAGACGAUGUGACGAAUAAAAGGGAAGCUGUUUCGCCUGCCCGCUGGAAAGGAGAGGAAAAAUCUACUCAAGAGCAAGGAAAAGCCAUUGGAACACCAACCGCUGGCAUCAAUUCACUGAUGCAAAAGUACGAAAAGAAGUCUUCAAGUGUCGACGCGCCACGCCCUUUUAAAAAGGUCUCUUCUCCACGCUCACCCUCGUUUGGAGAUAAUCAAUCCAACGGAUCCAAUUUAUCAUUUGUUGCAAAUAUGAAAAUGAAAUUCAACGAUAAAUGGAGCUGCAGAAAAACAAAACAUCGAAAAACUUUCAUUUCAUCACAAGGAAACUUAAUAAGAAUGGAUGAAGCGAAAAUUGCCGAAUGGAGUGAGUUGUGCUACCCCCUGAAAGAAAUCUUCGAUAAUUUUUCCUUGCCACUUCUUGUUAUGGUCGAUGAAGGUUACAUGUUGAAUGAAACCGAGAGCUUAGCCAGUGGACAGCUGAUUACGAUUCAAAGCCAAGAGGAUGUGACACAUUUUAAAGGAACAGGCUCUGAUGGCAAGGUCAUUAACAUUCCAAUUAAGUGUCCUUUCAAAAUCAAGCUUGUUUCGCAGCAAGACGGUACAAAAUACAAGGGUAUUCGUGAGCUUUCAAUAGCCAAUCCGCGGCCAAAAUACGUCGAGGUUGUAUCAAAAGGGCGGAAGGAUUCAAAUCUUGUAAAAAACGGCGACAGACUGAAGAUAUUGCUAUCUGAACGUGGCCCAAACGGGCCUACUUUUCUUCAUUUUCGAAAUCAACGGGGAAAACAUAUUCGAAUGCCGAUUGACUUUGGCGGAGAAUAUUGCGCAUGUGCUGAGAGCGAUCAAGAAUAUUCGCUAAGUGAUCUCUGCAGUAAGGAACUGCCUUUGCUAGUUAAAUUUGUUGAUAAAAGUAAGAAGAAUACAGUAAGCGAAACCGUUGGAGUUAUCGAGCUUCAUGAGUGCGUCAGCGAAACUCUGGUGUUUGCGACUACAAAGUUCGAAGGAGAAGUUCUCGGUGAAGGUGGUUACGUCUGCUUUGCGCCCUACGAUGCCAUAGACAAAGCGUCUGAGUUGCCGUUACAAAAAGAAGGUGCGAAAAAUUUGUCGGACAGCGAAGAAACUGGUGGAUUGUCAAAAAUCAAUCAAGAUAGCAACCAUUACGAGGUGCCUAUUCAAAGAAACGAUCCCAAAAGAAAAAGUACAGGAUUUCUUUCAAGAGUCAAGUCAAAAUUACGCGGUUCCAAAUCAGAGAAUUUGAAACUGAAGCAAAGUAGGCCUGAAAUAGUUGUGGUGAGAGAAAACGGCGCUUUAUCUGAUGGUGGAGAUAGCGGGAUUUACGAAGAAAUACCAGGCGAUACCUAUGUUUCGAUGGAUAUUAUCGACGGUGUUCGAAGGACGCUCGGUGCAACGAAAUCAUCUGCUCCAAGGAAACGCUCGUUAACGAGGGUACGAUCAGCUGCGUCACCGCCACCGCUGCCAGAAAACCAUCCACUUGAACGCAGGCAUACAUUCUCGAAUAAGCUUCGUAGUUCUAAAGCCGUUCAAUCGAGGGUUAAAUUGGAACAGGGAUCUUCUACUCACGAAAGAGACAACUUUCGCAAGUUCUACGACAAUAUGAAGAAAAGCCAAUUGGAAUUAUUGACAAGUGGUGUUGAAAAUGUAGGUGUAAUAUUGAGCACUAUAAAACUUGAGAAGCACAAGAAGAAAUUUAAAGAGAAUCAAAUCGAUGGAAAACUGCUAGCCGACCUUGAUGAGGCUGUUUUCAAGGACAUGGGCCUAACUCCUUUCGAGGCGAGAAAGCUGAGAAAAUACGUGUUCGGCUGGCGACCGGAGAGUGAGCAGUGCAAACAAAAAUGUGAAUUUAAGUGUGACGACCUCGAGGCACAGAACUGGACAGAGGCCGAAGUUGAAAGCCAUCUUACUGGCCUAGGCAUGCAUGAUUUUGCAAGAUUUUGUAAAAACAAUCAAGUGAAUGGAGAUUUGCUGUGGGACCUUGUGGUGGAUGAGGAAAUGAUAAAUGGUUUAUUGAAGGGUAAAAACUGUCGACUUAAUGUUGUAAAACUUAAAAAUUAUAUAACAGAGGGCUGGAGACCCAAGACGAACAAGAAAAACAGUGACGCUUCAAGUUACGGUGUUGCAAGGCUGAAAGUCAAUGGCAAGAGGCCUGGAAACGAGGACACCGAUAUGAAUUCGAAAAACAGCACUUAUAUGUCUUUGAAGUUUGAUAAAACAAAAGAACCUACUUCAUCUUCUGUUUAUGAGAUGGCUGUUUCAAAAAAGGUUGGUUCUAGGCCUGGAUCCAAUGAGCGACAGAAUAGCGUCCGGUCAAGUACGCCUAAUUCUUCUGCUUCUUCCGUGGUUGAUAGCCCAAGAAGUGUUACUGGUGCCGGAAUGAGCAAAGGCGGUUUGAAGAAGGAUACUACGGAGCCGAAGGGGAGAAAUCGAUUGCAAGCUAAAGUUACCUAUCCGAAGAACAGUCCAUAUGGGAAGACAGCAUCUAAAGAUAGAGGGCCGCUUGAUAAAUCACCGAAUUCGCAGGUAGUAAGAGGGAAUGCUUUAGCAAAUGCUGGGACUAAAAAAGAGACAGAGAAACUUCCAAAUCAUCAAUUACGAAGAAAGAGAGAAUAAAGGGAAAAAGUAAGCAAGUAGCGAAAAAAAAUGGAAAUUCUGAACCACAAAUUCUUGACGAUGGAAAAUAUUCGGAAAAUAGCAAAUCAGGUGAACGUAGGAGUACAGGUGUUGUAAAAGGGGCAUCUGCAUUAGAAAAGGAACCUAAUACAGGCUCGAAAGAAAGCUUAAAACAAACACGGAAAAGGACAAUAUCUUGGUUUAGUAGAAAUAGUUCUAAAUCAUCACAAAAGAAGAAAGAGGACACUAGUGGCGCUUCAUCAAAAAAGUUUUCUACAGGCGGGACUGUUAAAGCGAAGACAGAUAGUGAAAAAGCAAAAAGUUCAGAAGACACAAAGCCUAAGACAAAAUCGGCUGGCCUUAAAGACUCAAAGACAAAAACUGAAAAUAAACAAACAACCAAAGUUGUUACGAAAACCCAAAGUAAAGUAAAGACGAAAGAUGUCGAUGACAAGAAAAAGUCUUUAGAUCAAGACACAAACCCAAAGAGCCCCUCAGUAAGGAACUUGAAGCAGCAAUAUGAGAAACAAGAGACAGCAGAAUUCGUUCAAGGUGCUCCUUUGCGAAGAAGUGGCAAGAUUUCUUCGAGAACUGCGUUUAAAAGGAAGGAUACAAUGCCACCAAAGAAAACUGAAAAUGAGGCAGCCGAAAAAUCCUCCUCCUCGUCUGUUGCCCAAUUAAGGAAGAAGUUUGAUAAUAAAUAGACCACGUGUUUCUAAAAUUCGAAGCUGUUAUUCAAAGUAGAGCAUUUUUAGCGUGGAGUUAACUUAUAUUUAGAGUUUAUUCGGCUUAAACAUCCACUUAACCAGAAUUUUCCUCGCAUAAGAUAAAUUCUUCCCCAUCCAUGACUGCGAAUUCAGAUACCCCCAAGCUAUUCAUUUUGGAAUAGGAAUCAUUCAAAGUGUUAGUAGAAAGUGCUACAGGUGUUUUCAAUUUGAUCUAAUUUUCAUUUUGUGAUAUCGGUUCAAGAAGUAUCUUUUUGUUAACAUCCAAGAUGCUUUAUUUUAUCAAGAAUGUUCACUUUCCAAAAUCAGAACUUACCUUAGCCCUGUUUCCUAAUGCACCCUGUCAGUUUACAUAUAUUCACGAUAUGAACAUUGAACGAUCCAAAAAUAUAUUCUCACAGUUAUAUCUGAUAAUUUAGUUCUACAGACAAAAUACAUAAGAGCUUCUAGAUCAAGCACAAAGCCAUUAUCAGUCUCAUUUUAAAUGCCCCCUUUGGAUCAACAUAGGACAAUAAUGACGAGUCCCCUAUACAUCCAAAUUUUUUAACAAAAUCCUUAGAACUCUUUCUUUGUGCAUACGUAUAUAUAAUGUAAUUAUUUUGUUUUCACGCAUAAAAUAGACGUCUAGUUUUUAAUAAUUUGCAUUAAAUUAGUUAAUUAAAGGCGAAAGUUUAAAGCUACCACAUUAUUGAAUUUUAGUUCAUUGCCCUCGUCAAUUCAGGGCCGGACUAAGAUGGGUGCUAUUGGUGCUGCAGCGUUAGGCCCAUCCCUGAAAGGGGCCCGGAUGAAAACAGACGAGAAUUUUCCUGGAGCUGAAUAGGCCCAAUAAAAAACUUUUUUGCUGCAGCAUCAGGCCCUAUUUGUGCCUAAUCCGGAUACUGGUCGUCAUUAAAAUAUAAACAGUCGUCUCGGAAUAAAGAAGGGGACUGUGAGGGCUUCAGCCCUUAUAUAUUCUCAAAAGAUAUUUUUAGCUACUGCCCAAACAUUUUAGCCCCUAGUUUUAGAAUAUCAAAAGCUUUUACCACUCCUCAAUCGUUAAUGUGCUCGUACUCCGUAGUUCUUGAAUAAUAAUAUUUUAUUGAACCUCUGAAGCAUACAGAUCGUUAGCAAUGUAGAAAUAAGCCUCAAUGCAAAAGCAUAUGACGAUAGAGCUGGAUAAGUAUAAGACAGAGCUCUGGUCUUGAAAUGAGUCCCGCUUCGAACAGAAAUACGUCCUUAGUAAAACAUUAAAAAAGAGAUCCAGCAUUCCUGUCGGUUGUGCAAACUAACCUUCAACCGCUUUAUCUUGAUAUUUGUCAAGCUAAGAUACCAAAAUCCAUUGUGGUAACUAUUUUGGCUCUAAUAUCCUUUUCAAAUGAACACAACGCUUUGAUCGAACGAUCUUUGAAGUCGAAGCAUAGCCUGUGAAAAAACGAAGGAACUGAAGUGAAAGCAAAAGUAAACUAGGAGAAUUUCAAUAAAAGAUCUUAGCACCAACAUCUAGCUCGAGUGAAAGCUUAAAAUUUAAUAAAUAACAAUUAGAAAAUUGUAUUUUAGAUAUUCGAAAGUACUAUGUUUAAGAUUUAUAUCAGAUACAUAAUUGAAUUAUAAACUCACAUUUUAACUUAUGGUGUGUUAGAAUUAUGCAUCGAUGUACUAAAGAUAAUAAUUUUUAUAAAGCAUGUUUACCUGUGUGCAGAUACACAUACGGUUCCAUAGGCAA
Messenger RNA from Rhopilema esculentum, 8041 nucleotides. NCBI's taxonomy places the organism in Eukaryota, Metazoa, Cnidaria, Scyphozoa, Rhizostomeae, Rhizostomatidae. The record is from RefSeq and is a predicted model, not a curated record.